UAAUAUAAUAACCAAAUGGCUCUAAAAUUUCACUACAAUAUAAACAUGUAUUUUCUUUCUCAUCUCUUAGCACUAUCAAUUGCUUGGUUCUUAGCCGUUUUUAUUGCUCGCAAAUACAAAAGUAGAAACAUAACAAGUGCAGCACCUAAAGCUCCAGGUGCGUGGCCUUUUAUAGGUCACCUUCAUCUUCUUAGCGGCCACCUUCCUGUUUGUCGAACCCUAGGACUCAUGGCUGAUAAAUAUGGACCUAUUUUUCAAUUGCAACUUGGUGAUCAUCCAGCUAUUGUUGUCAGUAAUUGGGAAAUGGUUAAAGAUUGCUUCACAGCUAAGAAUGACAAAAUAUUUGCUAGUAGACCAAAUAUGGCAAUAAGCAAGUAUUUAGGCUAUAAUGGAGCCAUUUUCGCUUUAGCCCCUUACGGACCAUACUGGCGUAAUAUACGUAAAAUGGUAACUCUUGAACUCUUAACCAACAGUCGCCUUGAGAAGCUAAAACAUGUCCGUACAUCAGAAGUGAAUAGUUGUAUUAAAGAAUUGUACUCAAAUAACUGUCCAGGACAAGUGAAUUUAAGUAGUUGGUUUGAGAACAUAACAUGCAAUAUAAUCAUUAGAAUGCUUGCUGGGAAGCGAUUUACUGGAUCCGCAGAGGAGAUGAAUUUCAAAGAAUCUAUAAAGAAAGCGUUGUACUUAGGUGGAACUUUCGUUUUUUCUGAUUCAAUUCCAUGGUUUGAAUGGAUGGAUAUUGGUGGACAUAUUAAGGCAAUGAAAGAUACUUAUAAAGAAGUUGAUAGUGUUUUUGAUAGCUGGUUAAAACAACAUAUCAAUUCAAUUGGAGAUGGAGAGCAGUCUGAUUUUAUUGAUAUCAUGCUUUCCACUCUUCCAGAGGAAACCAAUAUGGAGUCUGGAUACAAUCGUGAUGCCAUUAUCAAGGCAACAACUUUGAUACUUAUCAUGACAGCAUCAGAGAGCACUGCAGAGACAUUAAUAUGGGCAUUAUCUUUGCUACUAAAUAACACCCACUCAUUGAAAUUAGCACAGGAUGAGCUAGAUGAGCAUAUAGGAAGAAAUAAAUGGGUUGAAGAGUCUGACAUCAAAAACCUUCCCUAUUUGCAAGCUAUAGUAAAAGAAACCUUACGUCUCUACCCACCUGGUCCUUUGGCAGGGCCUCGAGAGGCUCUCGAAGACUGUUAUGUCGAUAAGUAUCAUAUUAAAAAAGGCACUCGAUUGAUUGUUAAUCUAUGGAAGCUUCAGAGAGACUCGAGAAUCUGGAAAGAUCCGAAUGAGUUUAAACCAGAGAGAUGGUUUUUAAAAGAACAUACAAAUAUUAAUUUUAGAGGACAAAAUUUUGAGUAUAUUCCAUUUAGCUCUGGAAGAAGAAUGUGUCCUGGAUUAACGUUUGGAUCCCAAGUAGUGCAUCUGACGCUAGCAAAAUUGCUUCAUGGAUUCAACGUUUCAAUGCUAAAGGAGGAACCAGUAGAUUUAAGUGAGGGCUUAGGUAUUGCUUUACCUAAAGUCAAGCCUCUUCAACCACUUCUUUCUCCUAGAUUGGCUGUCGAACUCUACCAAAGUCUUUAAACAAGUAAACAAAAAGUAUGCAGCUCGAAUGUGAUAAAUUCUUAGCACUUUUAAAUAAGUAGUACUUACAUUGUGUGUUUACUAUUUUCAUUCUAAAAGGAUUAUGAAGUUUAUCACCAAAAUAUCACAUUUUGGGAUAAGUCAAUGUUUUCUUGUAUUUGUUGGUACAACUUUAAUGUUUAUAAAUUAUGAAGAAAGUAUUUUUAGUAAUUAUGAUUAAA
This is a messenger RNA of Solanum lycopersicum (tomato), 1793 nucleotides long. RefSeq names its product cytochrome P450 82U1 (gene SlCYP82U1). The record is from RefSeq and is a predicted model, not a curated record. Lineage: Eukaryota; Viridiplantae; Streptophyta; Magnoliopsida; Solanales; Solanaceae. Gene Ontology annotation, biological process: terpene biosynthetic process. Gene Ontology annotation, molecular function: heme binding; iron ion binding; monooxygenase activity.